Emys orbicularis (European pond turtle) is the source of this 3693-nucleotide messenger RNA. It is a transcript of the gene FBXW8, whose product is annotated as F-box and WD repeat domain containing 8. The transcript is spliced from 13 exons. Bases 1 to 2013 code for a protein of 670 amino acids. Gene Ontology annotation, molecular function: protein binding. The record is from RefSeq and is a predicted model, not a curated record. Lineage: Eukaryota; Metazoa; Chordata; Testudines; Emydidae.
AUGGAAACCAAGACCCGGGUGGAAUAUUGUGAGCGGGAUGAACAUACUCCUGCUUUAAACAGCAAGCAGAGGACAUGUGCAAUGGUCAGAUUUACGCUAGUCCAUACAGCUGCACGUCCUGAAGCAAAUGGGGCCCGGGCCGCGAUGUCGAACGAGCUGGAGCUCUUUCGCCGCCGCUGGCGGGCCGAGCUGGCCGGAGCCCGCCAGGGGAAGAAGCGGCGGCGGGCGGCCGAGCCCGGGGGGAGCCCGAGCUGCCGGGAGCCCGUCUCCGGCUGGAGCAGCUGCGGGGGGGUCCCGCUGGCCGCGCCCCGGGAUGGCGGCGGCGAGGAGGAGCGGCGGGAGGCCGGGUACUUCGCACUGGCCCGGAGCCUGCUGGACGGGAAGGCUCCGGGGGUCCGCAGCCGCCGCCACCACCGUCAGCCCCGCUCGGGCCCCCCGCCGCCGCCCGUCCAACCCGCCGCCGAGCCCGAGGGCGGCGGAGACAACGACCUGCUGGGGCAGCUCAUCCGGGACCUGAAUGAAAUAAAUGAGGUUCCUUUCUUUGAUAUCCAGCUGCCUUAUGAACUGGCAUUAAAAAUUUUUCAGUACCUGGGAAGGACUGAGCUGGGCAAAUGUGCUCAGGUGAGCAGGACAUGGAAAGUACUUGCAGAAGAUGAAGUGCUUUGGUACAAAUUGUGCCAACAGGAAGGGUACCUGCCUGAUGCCAGCAUCUCUGAUUGUUCCGGCUGGAAACUUGCCCUUCAAGACUGCCGUGCCAAAGAGCGCACUUUAAGAACCAAUUGGAAGAACCGCGUCGGUGCUGUGAGCCAGCUGCAGUAUGAGUUGGGUAAAGUUUUGUGUGAUGUGCAUUCUUGUGAUGGAGUUGCCAUUGCUGGAUAUACAUCGGGAGAUGUGAGGUUGUGGGACACCCGCACCUGGGACUACACGGCCCCCAUCCUGGAACCAGUGCAUGGCUCUGCUGAUCCUGGACCCCAGCCACAUGUCUCCUUUGUGAGGAUAAACAGCUCUCUGGCUGUAGCGGCUUAUGAGGAUGGGACUAUUAAUGUUUGGAGUCUCAUGAUAGGGCGUGAACCUAUCCAUCAUUACCAGCACAAUCAAAGGAUACAGGCUUUGGCCCUUGGCUUGGAGGGAGCAGCCAUAGCAACUGCAUCUGGCUUCCAGGUCAAGGUGGAAAGCCCUGAUGACAGGGGAUACUGGCAAACUACUGCACAGUUUGAAAUCCAGAAAUUGGUCAACUUUCUCCACCUGGUUCCAGAUGUUGUUGGGAGUCCAGUGACUAUAGCAGCUGCUGAAGAUAUGGUCUACCUCCUGAAAGCAGAAGAGUCGGGCAAAGUUCUCCAUUCUGUAUAUGGCCAGCCUGUCACAUGUCUAGAUGUAUCUGCCAGUGAGGCAGCCUUUGGAGUAAAAGGCUUUGGCUGGCUGUUGAAUGAGACCAACAAGAUACUUCUCUACAACCUGGAAACAGGUCAGUGUCUAACAAAGCUAGGCAGCUCGUUGGGUGACUUCACGUGUGUCAACCUCCAGAAUAGUCCUCCGUGGAUGCUUGUCACAGGCAAUAAAGACAGGAGGGUCAGGGUAUACGACCUCCGCAGAAGCAAAUCUUUGUGCUCCCUCUAUGCCCACCAUUUAGGAGUGUCUGCCGUGCAGAUGGAUGACUGGAAAAUUGUCAGUGGAGGAGAGGAGGGUCUGGUCUGCGUGUGGGAUCAGCGAAUGGGCACCAAGCUAUGGGAAAUGCACGCCAGACACCCAGUCCGUCAUAUUUGGUUCAAUACUCACAGCCUCAUCACAGCAAACAUCCCAGAUGAGAAAAACCCCCGGGGUGCCAGCAUCAUGGAUGAUGACCUGACAGCUCACCGUAGGCAUCGAGGAAUCAUCUAUGCCUAUGAAUUCUCAGUGGACCAGUUGGCUCGAGAGAGCGUCCUUCCUAUUUGCCGCUCUUCCUAUGAUGAAGUGACUGGUUACAACUACAACAUUGGCCUUGCUGUCCCCUAUGACAACAUUUUGGUAACUUAGGAAUGGUUUUUCCUUGGUUUUCUAUGGUUCAGUCCCCUACCAACCAACAUGGAGCAGAAAGGAAACUGGGAAUCACAAGAGGUGAUUACUAAAGAUUGCAUUGACUUGUUCCAACACAUUUAGUGGGCUGGGCUCUUGCUGAAAACUGAAGGCAUAUGCAAGAGCAGAUUCUGAGGCUGCCCCCAAAUGUGUCACUCAAACAUACUGAUGAUCCAAAAUGACCUUUGAACCUUUGCUCUGGUCAGUGGAGAUUGAAAAAUGAGUGGGAGACUUAAACCUGGGGAAAAAUGGUCCAUUCCCACUGCUCACAGGAAGAGUGUUGGUGACCUCAUUCUCAUGGCAGAUCGAUGUGCCAUGGUGGGGCAAAGGAGAACCCUGAGUGGCAAAGUGAAAGAGAAUUGAUACUUUCUUGACAGGAUGAUAAGGGCACAGAGGAGCUCAAGCAUACGCAGAUGCUUGGCUGUCCUGAGAGAAAGAAACAAGAACUGGGAACAGGCCUGCUGCAGAGCCACAAGCUUGGGAUCUCUUUCCUGCGUGACAAGCUGCCAGUUCUUGUCUCCCUGUGUGUGCUGCAGGCAGGGGAAUGUCCAGCAAUCUGCAACAGAACAAAGCACAAUGCGCUCUGCAUAGGAGGCAGCUUGCUCUCAUCCAGGCCUGAGUGGCUUGGAGACUAAGCUGGCCAAACAACUCAGAAUUAUUUUUUUAAAUAAGUUUUUUAAUUUUUAAAAAUCUCUGAAUCUAUACCUUAAAGGUUCAUAAAUGUUUGUUAUUGUAAGGACUUUCCUCCUUACAGAUUUAGGGUGGGCUAAUCCCUGUGCACUGAGGUACAAGGCUGGGCAGUGCCUUGUAACUGAACUGCAUCUUUCUACUGUCUCGGAUGUCGUUUUGAUUCCAGGUUGUCUCUAAUAAUGAUUCUAUGAACCUUCUUCUAAUCACUGAGAUAACAUGAUAUUUGAGACUGAUCAUGCCCAUUUAGCAAAGUAGAGAGGACAGAGCUGCCAAACUAGGUGACAACACAGGUUCUGUCUUGCAUCCUCUGGGCGUGAUUAACUCGUGUUGACUUCUUUGAAUUGUAUAUGGCUGCGUCUGACCCUUGAUAAGAAGAGUAGAACUAUGGCCUUGUCUACAGACAAAGGCUGCAUUGGUUUAACUAAAAUUGGUUUAAAAACUGAUUUGGCUAAGCUGGUGCCAAGUCCUGCAUGGCCAUAACUUCCAUCAGUGUAAAACUGGGGGUUAUUGGUUUAGCUUGUACCUGUACUUCUCUCAGUGCAAGCUAAACCACCAUAAAUCAGGUUUAAAAUGGAUUCAGUGUGUCUAUGUGUUUUCACUGGAUUAACAAAAUGGGUUUAAAAUCACACCUUUAGUUAAAUCAGCACAACUUUAUGUCUAGAGCAGGCCUAGCAAGUCUGUUGGUGAAAUGGUUCUUUUUGGGCUGUCUCUUCACAUAAAAAUUAGCCACCCUGGAUACUGAAACAAUCCCAGGGGAUUCUCUCCUGCCUGAGAAAAGAAAUCAUUUACAAUUAUUUAUUGUAUUUGGCUUGUGAUGUUUUCCAUGACCCCCAAUAAACUUCUAUGUGUUAUUUGGUUGUAACAACCCUGUUACUUUUCUCUAACACACUACGCUAGUGGAAGUGUGUAAGAAAAACUCAGUCAAGUUGACCACACAAUAAAAUACAGUUU